Messenger RNA from Mytilus trossulus (common blue mussel), 1155 nucleotides. RefSeq names its product ras-related protein Rab-10-like. Gene Ontology annotation, biological process: cellular response to insulin stimulus. The record is from RefSeq and is a predicted model, not a curated record. Gene Ontology annotation, cellular component: recycling endosome; Golgi apparatus; insulin-responsive compartment. The transcript is spliced from 6 exons. Lineage: Eukaryota; Metazoa; Mollusca; Bivalvia; Mytilida; Mytilidae. Bases 261 to 860 code for a protein of 199 amino acids. Gene Ontology annotation, molecular function: GTP binding; GTPase activity.
UGACAAGGUUAUCUCCCUUGUUGAUGACCCAGUAGGAAGUGACGUGACCAGACGGAAAAUUUACUGUUUGAUCGGUCGAUCAGUUGAUUGUUAAUCAUUGUCCUAAAAUAGACAGUCUCAUUUGUUUAUAUACAAGAACUUUAACAUGUUGAACCACAGUCAGAUUCUUGACAGUUAAAAACAGGAAUUGAUCGUCAGAAAAAAAUAAAAAAGGAAAAUCAGACCGCCAUUUUAUCAAACCAAAAACACUUCUUCAAGUUAUGGCGAAAAAGACAUAUGAUUUAUUGUUUAAGUUACUUUUAAUUGGUGAUUCUGGAGUUGGGAAAACUUGUUUACUAUUUAGAUUUUCAGACGAUGCUUUUAAUACAACAUUUAUAUCAACAAUAGGUAUAGAUUUUAAAAUUAAAACUGUAGAAUUAGGAGGAAAGAAAAUUAAAUUACAAAUAUGGGACACAGCAGGUCAAGAACGAUUUCACACAAUUACCACAUCCUACUACAGAGGAGCAAUGGGAAUAAUGCUAGUCUAUGACAUAACUAAUCAUAAAACAUUUGAAAAUAUUACUAAAUGGUUACGAAAUAUUGAUGAGCAUGCAAAUGAAGAUGUAGAAAAAAUGAUUUUGGGAAAUAAAUGUGACAUGGAUAGUAAGAGACAAGUGUCGAAAGAUAGAGGAGACGCUAUUUCAAAAGAACAUGGUGUACCAUUCUUAGAAACUAGUGCUAAAGCUAAUGUUAAUGUAGAAAAAGCUUUUAUGGACCUAGCACAAGCAAUUCUGAACAAGACACCUGGUAGAGAAAUGGAACCAAGACAAGGAGUAGAUAUGACUACAAAAAAGACAUCAUCUGGUGGCUGUUGUUCGUAAUAACCAACAGUGUUCUUACAGGGUAGCAGUUUAUACUGGUACCUUCUUUAUUCCAUCAGAGAACAGUUCUUACAUUAAUCAUCUGAAUGGUUUUGUCAUUACCAUGGUGACAGAAAUUAUCUGGUCAAAUGUUUCUUAAAGCAGUUGUAUUGCUUCUUUUCUUUUAAAACUUUUGAUUUAAGCAAUGAGAAGCUAUGUGAAUCUUGUAUUUAUAUUUACGUCAUAUCUAUUUUAGAAGAUUCAUACAAUUAUUUUACAUACAGCAAUUCUUUCACAAUAUAACUUAAUCAAUAAC